AUGGCAAUGAUUGCCGACCACUACAAUCAGAUACAAUCGAAAAAUAUUCAACAAAAACAACAACAACAACAACAGCAGCAACAGCAGCAUCAUAGUAAUUCAAAUACUAACAAUAAUAACAAUAAUAACAAUAACAACAGACCCAAUAGGAUGCUCAAGAGAAAGAAAUCACCAAGGUCAUCUGGAAGUUCUCCAUCGUCAUCACCUCCAAGCCAUUCCGUGAUUUAUGAGACAACCGACAAGCCUCUAUUUGGUGGUGAUCUAAUCAACAACAACAACAACAACAACAACAACAACAACAACAACAACAACAACAACAACAACACUAGUAGUAGAAAUACAAGUCAACUAAAAAACAACCAAAACCAGCUAUACGAAGAAAAAAAAAAAAUAAAUAAUAAUAACAAUAACCAACAACAAACUUCAUCACAAUCACCAUCGACCGCUUCACAAACUACAACAACAACACAAUCAUCUAGUACCCGUAACAACAACAAUAAUAAUAAUAAUAAUAUUAAUAUUAAUAAUGAAUCGAUUGCUGUAGCUUCCGUCGGUAAUAACAAUAUCGACCAGCAGAAACCAACCGAGAAGAAGCUAGAAGAUCUUCAUUUGAAUUCAAGUCUAAAUUCAAUAGAUACCAAUACUACCACUGGUGGUGCACCCAACAGCAGCAGCAGCAGCAACACUGUUGAGGACCCAGCCAACGGUAAAACUUCACCAACCUCUUUGCCGAUGAAGAAGAAGCAAAAAGGAUUUUCUGACCAACAAAUCGUUGAGAAUCAACAACAACAACAACAAACAUCGUCCGAUAUGAAAUCCAUCAUCAUUGUCGAUGAUGUUCAACAACCACCAAGCACAAACAAACAAACAACACAAUCAUCUACAAAUAGUAUUUAUGAACCACAAUCAGUCAAUCUGAUACACCAAACAACAACAACAACAACAGCAUCACCAAAUACUAGCAACAACACCACCAACACCACCACCACCUCCUCCAAAACAAAUAGUAACAACGAUCCUUUGUCAUUCGCAAAUCAAGAUAAUGAAUUUAUACCUUUAUAUAGUAAUAAUGUACAAAAUCAACAACCAUUACCAUCUAACAACAAUCAACAAAAACAAGAAUCCGAACAAAACCAACUCAACCAUUUAAAUCAUAGCCAUCACAAAUCAAAUAGUUAUAAUAAUAAUCAUCAUGAAAACCAACAUCAUCUACCAUCAUUUAAUAACAAUGUCAACAAUCAUAGACUAUCAAAUAUGAUUCUCAACAAACAUAACAAAUACUACAAAACCAACGACCUUUAUAAACAACUGUCCACUCUGACACCACCGUUGUGGCUACAGGGCUAUUGCACAAGCGACGACCUUCCAAAUCUCGACCUGGAGAAGGAGAUCGAACUCUUUUACCAAUGGCUGGUUCCAACUCAAUAUGAAAACCGUAUGAGACAAAAAAUUGUCAAUGACAUCGAAGCUAUCGUAAAACAGAAUUGGCCAAAAGCAAAGGUUAUUGUUUUUGGUUCGUUUUCUACAGAUUUAUGUAUACCUUCGAGUGAUAUUGAUAUUCAAAUCUCUGGUAUUACCGAGGUUGCAUCAGGCAAUGGAAGAACCUACUCCAACCCAAUUAAUGAUUUAUAUAAUACACUUAGUAAGCAUCAUCAAAGAGAGUUUACCAACAUCCGUUUAAUAGCUGCUGCCAAAGUACCAAUCAUCAAAAUGGCGCACAAGAGUACUUGGUAUAAUGUCGACAUUUGUUUUGAUACUCCAAAUGGUAUCGAAAAUACAGAGAUCGUUAAACAGUUUUUAAGGAAAUAUAAAUCAAUGAAGAUAUUGCUGUUGAUUCUAAAGUAUUUUAUGUUCCAAAAUAAUAUGAAUGAGACAUACAGUGGCGGUAUUGGUUCGUAUGCUUUGGCUUUGAUGGUUGUCAGUUAUAUACAGUUAAGAUAUGCUUCGAUGGACCAAAGAGUGCACCACAAGAGAUCAAACUACCAACACGACAGUGAAAACCAUCGUCACGCAGGCAACGAUACCGACUAUGGAAAGAUGAUCCUCGACUUUUUCAAGCUCUAUGGUCAACUCUUUCAGUAUACCCGUCACGGUAUCUGUUUGAACAAUGGUGGCUUCUACUUUAAGAAAGGCGAGCAAUACGGUAUCUAUUUGACAAUCAGAGAUCCUCACGAUGCCAACAACGAUGUCGGUAAGAACAGUUUCAACAUCUCGUUUAUCCGUGGUGUAUUCUUCAAUGCCAUGCUCAAAAUGACAUCCGACGAACUCCUAAAGGAUAAAUACUCUGCCUUGAAGUUCCCCACUAUUCUGUCGCGUCUUAUCGAGGAGCGUCUCGUCGAACAACAGGCCAAGGACCGUAACAAUGUCAUUAAAGUAGCGAAGCAAUUGGAGGAAAUGGGCAAACUUCCACAGGUCACAUCGCAAUCUCCAAUACUCAGUGCCGCUGACAACAACCUUCAUCAACAACCACCAAUUGGUCAAGCCAACUCACCAAUUACUAUAUACUCAUCACCAACCAACAACUCCAACAGUAAUAACCACACUGAAUUUGUAAAUAUCACAUCCUCAUCCUCAGAAGAGUACUCUGAAGAUUCGAUUCACUCCAACGACUCUGGAUCAGAUAUCCAAAGCUCAUCCGAUUUCUAUUGUUCUUCUGCAGAAUCUGGUUCCGACUCUGAAUCGAACGAUUCUACCUCAACUAAUUCACAAGAUGAUGAUUCCAGCUCUAAUCAAUCCUCAAAUUUAUAUGGAUGGUAA
Messenger RNA from Heterostelium album PN500, 2757 nucleotides. Its product is annotated as PAP/25A-associated domain-containing protein. The transcript has 4 exons. The record is from RefSeq and is a predicted model, not a curated record. Gene Ontology annotation, cellular component: TRAMP complex; nucleolus. Bases 1 to 2757 code for a protein of 918 amino acids. Lineage: Eukaryota; Evosea; Eumycetozoa; Acytosteliales; Acytosteliaceae. Gene Ontology annotation, biological process: RNA 3'-end processing. Gene Ontology annotation, molecular function: poly(A) RNA polymerase activity; mRNA binding.